Brassica napus (rape) is the source of this 1560-nucleotide messenger RNA. Its product is annotated as plasmodesmata-located protein 2-like. The record is from RefSeq and is a predicted model, not a curated record. The transcript has 4 exons. NCBI's taxonomy places the organism in Eukaryota, Viridiplantae, Streptophyta, Magnoliopsida, Brassicales, Brassicaceae. Gene Ontology annotation, cellular component: plasmodesma. Bases 139 to 1149 code for a protein of 336 amino acids.
UUAAUAAUUUUCUGAAAAUUAUUUAUUUACUUAUAUAGAAAAGCCACCAAAGAAUAACGAGUUGCUUGCCAUUAUCUCAUAAUUACUUAAAUAUUUUCUAAAACACUCGAAAGCAGCACAUUAGCGAAAGAGAACGUCAUGUCACCGAUAAACACAAUUAUUGCCAUCUCCGUCGUCAUCGCAGCCGCAUCUCUUAUCAGAAACUUCUCAUCUCCUUCCGACAAUACUUUUCUUUACUACCACCAUUGUACGCAACCAAACUACUUUCGAGGAUCGUCUUUUUGCUCCAAGUACCUUCCCGGAUCAUCUUACGACUCAAAUGUCAACUCGCUACUCACCUCGCUCGUAAACUCAGCUAAUAUCUUUACAUACGACCAUUUCACUGUCGGAACCUACGGCAAAACCGUCCACGGGAUGCACCACUGCCGCAGCGACCUCUCCACACGUUCCGAUGAUUGCGCUAGAUGCGUCGCGCAAGCUGCUCGCAUACUACAAAGUCUCUGCGGGGGCGCGUCCGGCGGCGCGUUGCUGCUUGAAGGUUGUUUCGUGGAGUAUAAGAACACUAAGUUCCUAGGCGUGGCGAAUAAGACGUUGCUGGCUAGGAUAUGCGGGACACCGUGGGGGUAUAGCCCGGACGAGUUGACUAAGACCAGUAAGAUGGUGAGUUUCGUAGUGGACGCCGAUAGCGUACCUUACAGAGCUUCAAUAGGAGAGGUUGCAUUUUGCAUACAUGAGUCCUUAUCAGGUAUUGGAGUACCACAUGGAGUUCUUGGAGACACUUGGAGGCAUUUGGAGCUCAAAAAGGAGUGUUUAGAAUGGUCAUUGGGCGAGCAAGGCAUGGGAGCGACCAGUCCGGAGCGACACAGCGAGGUCGCUCUGAUCACCCUACUGGAGCGACCUAACCAGAGCGACAGGGAGAAGUCGCUCGCGGUUUCAUCACUCGGAGAUGCGAGAACAAGCCCGGAGCGACCUCUCGGAGCGACACAGCGAGGUCGCUCCAGCUGGGAGCGACGUUAUGGGAGCGACAGGGAGAAGUCGCUCGCGGUUUCAUCACCCGGAGACGCGAGAACGAGCCCGGAGCGACCUCUCGCAGCGACACAGCGAGGUCGCUCCCGAAGCCUGGAGCGACUUGUCGGAGCGACGGGCUGAGGAGCCUUGAAAACUCCUAACAUCAAGAGGGAGCGCAAGCUGUGGCUCAGUGUACUGGAGAUCUUAGUGCGAGUGACUGUAACGACUGUUUGAAGGAAGCGAACAAACAGCUGAAGUCGUUGUGUGGAAUAACUGCUUGGGGUGAAGUGCACUUAGCCAAGUGUUACGUGCGUUACUGGUCGCGUGGAGCCACUGGCCACGCGUAUAAGAAAACGUUACCGGGUAUGACGCCAGCCCAACUCAGGGACGGAACCAAGAGUUUUUAUCACCGAGGGCAACAAUUUUUAGUAUAUAAAUUUCAGUCAUUAUUGAUAUACACUUUUUAUGUUUCUUUUGUUCUAUCUCUAUUUUAUUUGUUGUGGGACUAUAUAAAUGGAUAAUUUAUAAUAGAACUGUUUAGUCUCAACAUUU